Molecule: messenger RNA, 598 nt
Organism: Ostrinia furnacalis (Asian corn borer)
Lineage: Eukaryota; Metazoa; Arthropoda; Insecta; Lepidoptera; Crambidae
Product: V-type proton ATPase subunit e
Exons: 4
Coding region: 108-491 (127 amino acids)
Biological process (GO): proton transmembrane transport
Cellular component (GO): proton-transporting V-type ATPase, V0 domain; plasma membrane proton-transporting V-type ATPase complex
Molecular function (GO): proton-transporting ATPase activity, rotational mechanism
Source: RefSeq, a predicted model, not a curated record
ACAUUUAGGAAUUCUAACAUAUAAUCUGUUUAUUUACUUUAUUUACUGCUAACAAAAAGCUAGCAAAAUAAAAGAAGUACUAAUAGUGCCUAUUGUAAUUGUUAAAAAUGAAUUUAGAAGAAACCGAGACUACCACGACUGCUGCGACCACCACCACGGCGGGCCCCACCAUCGUGCCGAAAGACCCUGGGAUGUAUCUGCCGAUAUAUGUCAUGACCGGCAUCUAUGGGGCAGUGUUCAUUCUUGCUCCUUUAUUCGUUCGCAAAGGACCUAAUCGUGGGAUAAUAAGGUGUUGUAUAUGGAUGUCAACUUUCUCUUUAUGGAUGCUUUGGUUCACGGUGUAUGUGUCCCAAAUGAAUCCAUUAUUGGGGCCCCGCCUUAAAAACACCACUCUGGCUUGGAUAUCCCAUUCUUGGGGUAAGAGCUCCGAGGAGCCUUCCGAAGGCUCUACAGACACGACACUGGCACCCACUACUGAUGAUCAAUCAUAAUACUACCGGAAUAUAAAAAAUCUGAAUCAACAAGUUUUAGAAAAGUCAGUAAGGCCUAAGACACAGCUUAUAAGUGCUGCACUUUGAUAGACCUAAAAGGUACCUAU